ACCAUGGCAUCACUAUAGCCGGUUUCUUAAUUGUAAACAAGUUUAUAGAUUUUCUUAAAUAAUCAAGAAAUGGCUACAUUUAAACCAAAAUUCUUGAAGCCAGAUACAGACGAUGCCAUUGAAGACAGCAGGACCAGCGAGCAGCAAGAAUCUGCCUUUGUUUUCAAUGCUAACCACAAUCUGGGCCUAACUGAACAGCGGGAACGUUUGCCUAUACGAAAAUACCGGGACCAAAUUCUGUACUGCUUGGAGAAUUACCAAGUGGUUAUAUUGGUGGGCGAAACAGGCAGCGGAAAGAGCACUCAAGUUCCUCAGUACCUGUACGAAUAUGGAUGGCAUUCCAAAGGUUUCAUUGGCAUCACCGAACCCCGCCGAGUUUCCACCAUAACUCUGGCUAAUCGCGUAGCUCAGGAACGAGGAGAACUAGUCGGCGAUUCGGUCGGCUAUGUGGUGCGUUUCCAGGAGAGGAUGACCCCUGAGACUAAAAUCAAGUUCAUGACAGAGGGAAUCCUUUUGCGUGAACUUCUGGGUGACCCUUUGCUUACCCAGUACGGAGUUAUCAUUGUGGACGAGGCCCACGAGCGAAACAUGCUCACCGACAUGGUUCUGGGAUUGCUUAAGAAGAUUUUAAAGAAACGAAGCAGCCUAAAGAUCAUCAUAUCCUCGGCCACCAUUGACGCAAGUUUCUUCAGCGAGUUCUUCAGCUGGCCGGGUUCUGGAGAGGUUAGUGUGAAACUGACCAUCGAAGGACGCAUGCAUGCAGUGAGCAAUUUCUACCUCAACGAACCAUGCGCUGAUUACGUGAAGGAGACGGUGGAAACAGUUUGGAAACUACACCAGAAAGAGCCACCUGGCGAUAUUCUAGCCUUCUUAACCGGCCAGGAGGAAGUGCUGGAGGCAUUGGAUCUGCUGCGAGAAUAUGUUCAUAGUUCAGGGGUGGAGAACCUUAAAGUACUACCCAUGUACGGCAGCAUGUCGAGCACCGAUCAGCUGGCGGUAUUUUUUACUCCCCCAAAGGGCGUGCGAAAGGUAGUUCUGGCCACAAAUAUUGCCGAGACUUCCAUCACUAUACCGGGCAUCGUUUACGUGAUAGACUGUGGGUUCGUCAAGGUCAAGUGGUACAAUCCCAGAACUUCCAGCGACAGUCUGGUGGUUGUGCCCGUAAGCAAGGCGUCUGCAGUUCAAAGAGCGGGACGAGCGGGUCGUGUAAGGCCCGGAAAAGUAUACCACUUGUACACCAAGGCAGACUACGAUUCCCUGGUUCCGAGGCAGCCUCCCGAAAUGCGCAGGAGCGAAAUGAGUGGAGCGGUGCUCCAAUUGAAAGCUCUGGGCAUUCGCAACAUCUUGCGCUUCGAUUUUCCCUCCCCGCCGCCGGCUCAGAAUCUGCUCUCAGCUUUGGAAACACUCUUUGCUUUAGACGCUAUCGAUGAGCAGGGAAAUCUCACCAAGCCCGUGGGAUACCUCCUUGCUGAACUUCCCUUUGGUGCUAUGCUCUCGAAGAUGCUGUAUGUUUCUGGACAGAUGGGGUGCUCAGAGGAGAUCAUAACUAUUAUAGCUAUGCUUCAAGUGCAAAAUGUGUUCUCGCGACCAGUUUCUGCGGCAGCCCAACAGAGUGGAAGGAUCGCUCACCGGCAUUUCGAGGUGGCGGAGGGUGAUUUCAUCACACUCUUAAAUAUCUACACCGCCUUCGUGGAGGAGGGCAGGACGAAGGAGUUCUGCGGCCAGUAUUACCUCAUCUAUCGAAAUCUAAAGCGCGCAUACGAGUUAAGGGAGCAACUGAUUACAUUGGUCAGCAAAAAGUAUGGCAUACCGAUCUUCUCCUGCAAAGGGGAUGUGCAAAUUAUAUGCAAAUGCAUAACCGCCGGCUUCUUCACUCAAGUGGCUUAUCUGCAUCAUUCCGGAGUUUACAGGCAGAUAAGCAGCGGAACCGAGCUGGCCAUCCACCCAGACUCUACCCUAUAUACUUUGCCCCAAGCACAGUACGUGGUCUAUGGAGAGCUGCUCCAGACCACCAAGUUGUUCAUGAAUCGUGUUACUGUCAUCCAGAGGGAAUGGUUGACAGAGUUGGCACCACAUUACUACCAACAAACAACGGUGCUGGAAUAAGAUUUAAUUCUAUGUAUAAUCGCCUCUUUUAAAACAACUUAAACUAAAGGACUUCCUCUUUCGAAUUUCAAAUCUUUUCUUGAAAAUCAACCAGAUGCCACGCGUCCUCGUCCUUGGAACAUCAUCAUGGAUUCUGGACCGCGAAUGACACGAUACAUCAGCUCCCAACACAUCUUGGCGGGCAACAGGCUACAGAAAAAAUAU
Messenger RNA from Drosophila bipectinata, 2310 nucleotides. RefSeq names its product probable ATP-dependent RNA helicase DHX35. Gene Ontology annotation, molecular function: helicase activity; ATP hydrolysis activity; RNA binding. NCBI's taxonomy places the organism in Eukaryota, Metazoa, Arthropoda, Insecta, Diptera, Drosophilidae. Gene Ontology annotation, cellular component: catalytic step 2 spliceosome; intracellular anatomical structure. The record is from RefSeq and is a predicted model, not a curated record.